Molecule: messenger RNA, 4890 nt
Organism: Drosophila novamexicana
Lineage: Eukaryota; Metazoa; Arthropoda; Insecta; Diptera; Drosophilidae
Product: axoneme-associated protein mst101(2)-like
Exons: 1
Coding region: 126-4784 (1552 amino acids)
Biological process (GO): carboxylic acid metabolic process
Molecular function (GO): L-lactate dehydrogenase (NAD+) activity
Source: RefSeq, a predicted model, not a curated record
ACGAAACAGUUUUUUUUUUCGGGCCUCAAUAAUGUCAAAAUUUUAGCCACAACAAUUUCUUAGACUAGACAAAAUUUUAUUAUUUUCGUUAUUUGCGGCAUCAAAAUUUAAAUAAGGCCUGCAGCAUGUCUUUUAAUAGGUUUACAUCCAUUUAUGUCCGUAAGUCCGUUUUGAGAAGCAUUUUUCUGCUUACGGGCUAUUUGGAUCGAAUGCGUUUGCCGAGGACUUCGAUAAAGUUCAUGCAACGAGUGAGCUUUUGUAAAAAAUCGGAUUCUUCGGAUUCCUCUGAAGACAAGCCAAAUCCUUGUGAAUACUACACGAAAUUAUUGGAUAAAAAGAGAGAAGAAAAGGAGAAGCUAGAAGCGGCCUGCAAGAAACUGAGAGAAAAGGAAAAACUUCAGAAAUAUGAGGAAAAAUGUAUGAAAAGUCAAAAGAAACUUCUGGAUGACGCGAUGCAAUGCAUGGACCAGAAGGAAAAAAAAUUAAUGGAAAGCAUGAUGGAAUGUUUGACACGAGGCAUGAAAAAGGCGUGUAAAAAACUAGCCCAUAAGAAGCUUUGUAAUGAUAAAGAACUUGAACAAAAAUUUGCGAUGAUGGCUAAAAAUGAUAAGAUCAAAAAAUUAUUGAGGCAUUGCGAGAAAAAAAAAUCUGCUGAGAAGGACUCAAAAAAAUCAAAGGAGCUUAAAUCGAAGAAAGGGAGAAAGGGAAGUAAGGGAGGUACCGUAAGAAAAGACGGUAAAGGAAGCCAAAAAGAGAAAGAUCAAAGCCAGCAAAAAGAAACAUCGAAAAAUAAGUCAAAAACUGAGAAGGUGAAAGAAAAAGUAAAGGAUCAAAUAAGUAAGGAAAAGUCUAAAAAACAAAACGUAGGUGAUGAAUUAGAACAAAGCGAUCCAAUAGAAUCUAUAUGCUGUAAAUUGGCAAAUAAGGAGAAUCCGUUUGAAAAAUCCGAUGGGCCUAAAAAUCAAUUUACUAUGAAAUUAGAUAAAUGUAUUCAAAAAGAGUGGGAAGAUAUCUGUCAGUGUCGGAGUGCGCUAAGCAAGAGUGAAAAGAUGCAGCUAGCCCGUUCUCACAAAUGCAUGUCGGAGCUUGUUAAAGAAAAAUGCAGAAGGAAAGUGUUGACAGAAAUGUGCGCGGAAAGUGUAACAGUAAAGCCUAAAAAUAGAAAGGACGUACAUCCAAAGCAAGGGAGUAAUGAAUCGGAAGGAACGAAUGCUGAUGAGGACGAAUGUGAAAAGAUUCAACAACGGAAGGCGUUAGAAGAGGAGGCGAUGAAAUUAAAAAACGAGGAGGACGCUUUUAUUAAAUGUGAAAUGGAAAAAGUUAAGAAAAAGUGCAUGGAAGAGGCUCUUAAGAAACAGUGUGAAGAGGAGGCCCUUAAGAAAAAAUGUGAGGAGGCAGCUUUAAGCAAGAAGUGUGCAGAGGCGGCUAACAAGACAAAGCAAGAAGAGGAGGCUCAAAAUAAGAAGCAAGAAGAUCCCCAAAAGAAGGGACAAGAGGAGGCCCAAAAGAAGGAGCAAGGGGAGGCCCAAAAGAAAAAAUGCGAGGAGGAGGCUUUGAAGAAAAAGUGCGAAGGAGAGAAAGAAGAACAGGAGAAAGAAGCUCUUAAGACAAAGUGUAAGGAGGCGGCUCUUAGAAAACUGUGCGCGUUGAAGAAAAUACGAGACGAAGCUUUACAGAAACAACAAGAGGCCCAACAGAAAAAGGCGGAAGAGGAUGCUCUAAGGAAAAGGUGUCAAAUGAAAAAAAUUCAAGACGCCGCUGAAAAGAAGAAACAAGAAGAGGAGGCUCAAAAGAAAAAGUGCGAAGAGGAAGCUCUAAAGAAAAAGGAAGAGGCUCUUAAAAAGAAAUGCGAAGAGGAAGCUCAAAAGAAAAAGUGCCAAGAACUUAAGAAAAAGGCUGAAGAGGACGCUCUCAGAAAAAGGUGCGAAAUGAAAAAAAUGCAAGACGCCGCUGAAAAGAAGAAACAAGAAGAGGAGGCUCAAAAGAAAAAGUGCGAAGAGGAAGCUCUAAAGAAAAAGGAAGAGGCUCUUAAAAAGAAAUGCGAAGAGGAAGCUCAAAAGAAAAAGUGCCAAGAACUUAACAAAAAGGCGGAAGAGGACGCUCUCAGGAAAAGGUGCCAAAUGAAAAAAAUUCAAGACGCCGCUGAAAAGAAGAAACAAGAAGAGGAGGCUCAAAAGAAAAAGUGCGAAGAGGAAGCUCUAAAGAAAAAGGAAGAGGCUCUUAAAAAGAAAUGCGAAGAGGAAGCUCAAAAGAAAAAGUGCCAAGAACUUAAGAAAAAGGCGGAAGAGGACGCUCUCAGGAAAAGGUGCCAAAUGAAAAAAAUUCAAGACGCUGCUGAAAAGAAGAAACAAGAAGAGGAGGCUCAAAAGAAAAAGUGCGAAGAGGAAGCUCUAAAGAAAAAGGAAGAGGCUCUUAAAAAGAAAUGCGAAGAGGAAGCUCAAAAGAAAAAGGCGGAAGAGGACGCUCUAAGAAAAAGGUGCGAAAUGAAAAAAAUGGAAGACGCCGCUGAAAAGAAGAAACAAGAAGAGGAGGCUCAAAAGAAAAAGUGCGAAGAGGAAGCUCUAAGAAAAAAGGAAGAGGCUUUUAAAAAGAAAUGCGAAGAGGAAGCUCAAAAGAAAAAGUGCCAAGAACUUAACAAAAAGGCGGAAGAGGACGCUCUCAGGAAAAGGUGCGAAAUGAAAAAAAUGCAAGACGCCGCUGAAAAGAAGAAACAAGAAGAGGAGGCUCAAAAGAAAAAGUGCGAAGAGGAAGCUCUAAAGAAAAAGGAAGAGGCUCUUAAAAAGAAAUGCGAAGAGGAAGCUCAAAAGAAAAAGUGCCAAGAACUUAACAAAAAGGCGGAAGAGGACGCUCUCAGGAAAAGGUGCCAAAUGAAAAAAAUUCAAGACGCCGCUGAAAAGAAGAAACAAGAAGAGGAGGCUCAAAAGAAAAAAUGCGAAGAGGAAGCUCUAAAGAAAAAGGAAGAGGCUCUUAAAAAGAAAUGCGAAGAGGAAGCUCUAAAGAAAAAGGAAGAGGCUCUUAAAAAGAAAUGCGAAGAGGAAGCUCAAAAGAAAAAGUGCCAAGAACUUAAGAAAAAGGCGGAAGAGGACGCUCUCAGAAAAAGGUGCGAACUGAAAAAAAUUCAAGAUGCCGCUGAAAAGAAGAAACAAGAAGAGGAGGCUCAAAAGAAAAAGUGUGAAGAGGAAGCUCUUAAGAAAAAGGAAGAGGCUCUAAAAGAGAAAUGCGAAGAGGAAGCUCUAAAAAAAAAGUGUCAAGAACUUAAGAAAAAAGUGGAAGAGAUGGCUCUCAAGGAAAAGUGCGCAUUGGAAAAAACGGAAGACACCUCUGGAAAGAAAGAUAAAGAUGCUCAAAUUAGAGAGGAAUCAAAGGCUCUAAGAGAAAAAUGCGAACAGGAAGCUUUAGAGCAAAAGUGCCAAGAAUUAAAGAAAAAGCUGGAAGAGAUGGCUUUCAAGGAAGAGUGCGCCAUGAAAAAAACGCAAGACACUGCUAGUAAAAAGCAAAAAGAUGCUCCAAUUAAAAAGGAAUUAGAGGCUAUAAAAGAAAAAUGCGAAGCGGAAGCUUUACAGAAAAAGUGCCAAGAACUCAAGAAAAAAGUGGAAGAGAUGACCCUCAGGAAAAAGUGUGAAUUGAAAAAAAUGCAAGACGCCGCUAAAAAGAUGAAACAGGAGGAGGGUCAAAAGACAGAGUGCGAAGCAGAUGCUCCGAAUACAAAAAAUAAUGAAGCCGAGCCUCUAAACGAGUGCCAGAAUGCGGUUCAGAAGAGCGAGGAAGAGGCUUCAAAGCUAAAUCCUGCUUCGUUUCGCUCAAUUCUUUACAAAACACUAAAGAAACAAGAAUUUCAGCCCGGUAAUAAAGUGUCUGUCAUUGGUGCUGGGGCCGUGGGCAUGGGUUGUGCCAUUGCCUUGCUUGCCAAGGGUGUCACCAAUAACAUAGCUCUCUACGACUUGAAGAAGGACUUGUGUGCUGCGGAGUGCAUGGACCUGGAACAUGGAUCACUUUUCCUUAAUAACUGCAAUAUUGACCACUGCACCAGCGUCGAGUGCACCAAAGAUUCGAGAGUGGUAGUUGUAACAGCUGGAGUACGCUGUAAUCAAAACGAGUCGCGAUUGAAAGUGGCCCAAAAAUCAGCGGGCAUUAUUACAAAGAUUGUUCCUGAGCUGGUUAAGCAAAGCCCCAAAGGAGUCUUCAUCAUUGUAUCAAACCCAGCAGAUGUAAUGGCCUGGGUCGCCCGUAAAGUAUCCAAUCUGCCCUAUGAACGCUGCUUUAGUCCUGGAUGUCACUUGGAUACCGCCCGAUUCCGCAUGUUUAUUGCGCAGCUGGUGCGGGUGUCGACGCGUUCGGUUCAUGGAUUUGUGCUGGGCGAGCAUGGAGAUAGCUCUGUGCCAUUGUGGUCCUCCGUAACCGUGGGAGGUACCCGACUGCAGAAUAUGCUGCCUACUAUUGGCACCGAUAAAGAUCCGAUGCGCUGGUCGAAUGUGCAUGAGAGCGUGGUGGAUUCGGCCUUCAAAGUAAUCGCGGGUAAGGGUUAUACUAAUUGGGCCAUUGGCCUCACCGUUACAGACGUUGUGUCUGCCAUUUUUGAAAACAGCAAUCGCAUCAUGUCAUUGUCAACUAAUGCCCAGGGCAUGUGUGGAAUCGACGAUGAAGUGUUUCUAUCCCUGCCAUGUAUUGUCAACCAGUGUGGACUGUAUGGUGUAAUACAUCCUCAGCUUUCCGGUUGGGAGGAAAGAAGGCUCAAAAGGUCCGCAGACGUAUUGCUGGACGCACAGAAAACAAUUAAACUGUAGCAAAAAACGAACCGGGCCUUCAGUUAAGUUUAAUAUCCUUAAUAAAUAUAUAGUUUGCUUGGUUUUGGCACAGCUUUAUGCUUGCUGCCCAUAAAACCCUUUAAAA